Peronospora matthiolae is the source of this 603-nucleotide messenger RNA. The record is from the annotation of a GenBank genome assembly. NCBI's taxonomy places the organism in Eukaryota, Oomycota, Peronosporomycetes, Peronosporales, Peronosporaceae.
AUGCACCAUCGGUGGCACGCUCCGAAGACGGGUAACUGGAUUUAUUGGUACAGCUUCAAUUAUGGAGGUAUUCAUGUGAUCCAAAUGUCGACCGAGCACAACUGGACUCGAGGAUCAGAGCAAUAUGAAUGGCUCCAGCACGACCUGGAGCUUGUGGAUCGUAGUGUCACCCCAUGGGUAGUGCUAACAGCGCAUCGUAUGAUGUACACAACGCAGACGGACAUUGAGUCCGAUAUGAAUGUAUCCUAUGCAUUUCAAGAUGAAGUUGAAGACCUGAUCUACAAGCACGGUGUUAACCUGAUGAUGGUUGGCCAUGAACAUUCCUACGAGCGUAGUUGCCCUCUGUAUCGCAAAAAGUGUGUGGAUGACGGAAAAGGCACGAUACACGUCGUCAUAGGCAAUGCGGGAUUCCCCUUGGGACAGGAAGGUUUUUCCUCGAAGUAUGGGAAUUGGAGUCUUCGUCACGUAAAUGCGUAUGGGUAUCUUCGCAUCUCUUCGAGCCCGAGCAACAUGCAUGCUCAGUUUGUGCUAAACGAGAACGGCAACGUAUACGAUGAGUUUAUUGUCGCGCCAUGGGGUGGAUCGCAGGAGAUCGAUACUUGA